Sesamum indicum (sesame) is the source of this 1697-nucleotide messenger RNA. It is a transcript of the gene CARA, whose product is annotated as carbamoyl phosphate synthetase A. Gene Ontology annotation, biological process: 'de novo' pyrimidine nucleobase biosynthetic process; L-glutamine metabolic process; L-arginine biosynthetic process. Lineage: Eukaryota; Viridiplantae; Streptophyta; Magnoliopsida; Lamiales; Pedaliaceae. Gene Ontology annotation, molecular function: carbamoyl-phosphate synthase (glutamine-hydrolyzing) activity. Gene Ontology annotation, cellular component: cytoplasm; carbamoyl-phosphate synthase complex. The record is from RefSeq and is a predicted model, not a curated record.
AGCUAGAGGUUCUCAGCUCACUGUACUGCUACAUUUCCAUGAAUUGUGCUUUGGGGAUGGCUGUCACUCAGUUUCCGCCUUGCUUUACACUGAAUACGCCGAAAGUCCGGCUCUUCACCGUCAAUUGCCAAUCCGUUUCUCCAGCUGCAUCCGGGAUGUCUUCCACUGGAUUGGUGGAAAAGCCAUGGAAGGUGUCAGAUGCAAGGCUGGUGCUGGAGGAUGGUUCUGUGUGGCGGGCGAAGUCGUUUGGUGCUUCUGGAACCCAAGUUGGUGAAGUGGUUUUUAAUACAUCAUUAACGGGGUACCAAGAGAUCCUUACAGAUCCUAGUUAUGCUGGCCAAUUUGUCCUGAUGACUAACCCACACAUUGGAAAUACUGGUGUCAAUUUUGAUGAUGAAGAAUCGAAGCAAUGCUUUCUAGCAGGACUGGUUAUCCGAAGUUUGAGUAUUAGCACCUCAAAUUGGAGAUGCACAGAAACACUUGGAGAGUAUUUGGCAUCCAGGAACAUUAUGGGAAUAUAUGAUGUCGACACUCGUGCUAUUACCCGUAGAUUGAGAGAAGAUGGCAGCCUUAUUGGUGUAUUGAGCACUGAAGAAUCUAAAACAGAUGACGAACUUCUGAAAGUGUCUCGAACUUGGGAUAUAGUUGGGGUGGACUUGAUAAGUGGUGUCACCUGCAAGGCUCCUUAUGAAUGGGUUGAUAGAACAGGUUCAGAAUGGGAGUUUAACUUAAACGGAAGAAAUGAAGAGACUUUUCAAGUUGUUGCAUAUGAUUUUGGUAUCAAGCAUAAUAUACUCCGACGCCUGGCAUCCUAUGGCUGUAAAAUCACUGUGGUUCCUUCAACGUGGCCUGCGUCUGAAACCCUGAAGAUGAAACCAGAUGGUGUACUUUUCAGCAAUGGUCCAGGAGACCCAUCAGCAGUCCCUUAUGCAGUUGAAGCUGUCAAAGAAAUAAUCGGAAAAGUUCCUGUUUUUGGUAUCUGCAUGGGUCACCAAUUGCUUGGUCAAGCACUAGGGGGUAAAACCUUCAAGAUGAAAUUUGGUCACCAUGGAGGAAAUCAUCCUGUUCGUAAUAUUCGAAAUGGUCGUGUUGAGAUCAGUGCUCAGAAUCACAAUUAUGCUGUUGACCCUGAAUCACUUCCUGAAGGUGUAGAGGUGACUCAUGUCAAUCUCAAUGAUGGAAGCUGUGCUGGUCUUGCAUUUCCUCAGCAAAAGCUCAUGUCGCUUCAAUACCAUCCUGAAGCUUCCCCUGGACCCCAUGACUCAGAUCUUGUAUUUGGUGAAUUCAUUGAACUAAUGAAGCAAGAAAGGCAGAGAACAUAAUGAAAUAUGGCACCAGUGUCUGUCAACGGUUGAUAGCUCGAUCGGAGUGAUGGCUGCUGAUAAGUGUGAAUGUCGCAUCAGGUGCUCAAGAUUGAGGCCACUUGGAAAUAUAUUUGCUGCAUUGGGGUCUUUCAGUGUUUAUUUUGUCAUGCUAAUCUAAAUAAAGAGACUUCGUUGAGUGCUCCGUCCAUAGGUUUAGAAAAGCUAAAAAUAUAAGAAAAUGUUGAAAUUAAGUUUCUUUAGUUACUUUCUUCGAUGAGUCUCCAAAUAUUUUCUUUAUAUCUCUAGCAUCAUUUUGUUGCAGAAGUAGGGAGAAUUGUAUUCCUGUUGAAAUGUCUCAGAAAUUUAGAUAUAUGGAACGUAGAAUUAGCAGCA